AUGGCUGUAGUAUAGGAGGAUGGGUAGAGUGAUUAAUUGAUAAGAAUUAAUAGGAAUUCUAUCAAAAUAAAACCAUAAACGAGAUGUAUAGUGUUUUGAAAAUACUCGCAAAAUACUUUUGUAUAAAAUGUAAAUGAAAUCUGUAGUGUAGUUAUAAAAAUGCUGAACGUGACGGAGGGCCCGGUGGCGCAGCGCUGGAACUCCACGCUGCUGGAGGACGUGAAGAUCGACAGCGACUUCGCGUUGCUGGUGGUGUCGCUCAUAUCGGCGGUGUUGUGGAUAGUGUACAUCACCUACUACAACAGCCGCGUGCUCGGCUACAUCCUCACCCGCCUUAUCAAUAGGUUCUAUUUCCAAGAUGAAAACUUCAAAAUUGGCUCCUUCACCCUCAACGCACUCUCCGGCAAGAUCAUGUUCCGCGACAUUGUGUACGUGACCUACGACUAUACGCUGCGCGUGCAGGACGGCUACCUCAUCUUCCGCUGGUGGCGCAGCUAUGUUCCCAAGGAUGUUAGUGAAGACUUAUCCCACUCGGACACCCGCCUCUCCAUAAUGCUGAACGGGUUUGAGCUGCACGUGUACAACCGCUGCGAGCUGUACAGCGAGCUCGAGAAGACGUUCGGGCUGGAGCCGCUGGUGAAGCUGCAGCAGGACGACGCGGGCCGCGAGCGCGCCAUGAACCACGCCAACGAGAAGAGAAGGCGAGCGCAAGACACAGUCAGGUCCGAGGCCGCCAUGGCAAGGACCUGGAGAGACCUCAUCCCCGUCAUUAAAAUAGAUAUCACCACCUCCCGCAUCGUCUUCGGCAACCGUUUAGUCCCUACAACUCUUUCUAUCAGCGUCGAGGAAUCACAUCUGGUAUACAGCACCAAACCGCCCGCAUCCAGCCUUGACCAUCUCAUGCACUUCGUCAAGGCGAAGGCGGAGAACUGUAAAGUUAUGUUAGCCCCUAGUCCGAACUACACUGCCAUGGUAGACGAGCCACCGAGAUAUAUGGGAGAGGGCUUUGUUGUUAUGAGUUCUAAUUACAUAGAGGUGUAUUUUUAUAUGGACGAACCGGGUUUAGUACCGGAACAGCCCGUGCUGCUACGGUUAGCUAACGGAGAUGUCGUGGAAUCGGCGCCACCAAUCUGGGGAGUGGACAUUAAAUGUGGGAAAGGAACAGAUUUCAGCUAUGGGCCGUGGGCGGACAGGCAGAGGGAUCACCUGUUCAAAUUUUUCUUUCCACCCAAUUAUAAGAGUUUAGAAGUGACCCCGCAGCCGAAACCGGGAGAUCUAAGGCAGAUGCAGUCCUUCGAUAUUAGGUUGUCGACGCUGAACGAGGCCACCAUCGACAUACUGUUCACGAAGAAUAAAGAAACGAACGCCGUACAUAUAAACAUCGGCGCCGGCUCCUACCUGGAGGUGACCCUGCCCUGGAUUGUGCUGCAAGACGGAUACACUACGAAGAUAACCGGCCAGCUGCUGCAUCUAGAGGCCACCACCAGUUUGCAGUACAGAAGCUUGGCAGAAAGCGAAACGCUGGAGUACACGGUGAAGUGCCACUACCCCCUUGUAUGGAACCACCACCAGUGCUGGCAGCUCGGCCUCACAGGCUGCAAGGCCACCGCCCACCUGGUCUACACGCACAUCGACUUCAUCCAGGACCUCAUCAACGACUGGUCCAACAAGUCCCGUCCGGACAUACUCCACUUCGUUCCUUACACGUGGAAGAUCUCCCUGCUGCUCAAGGAAUGCGAAGUGGUGACCGUCAGCAAUCAGUACAACUGGAUAGACUGCAGCUCCACGAACCAGGAGAAUAACCACGUGGCCUUCUGCGGCGACCUGCUGGACGUGUCAUUCGAUCUGCCCUUCGUGGACUUCCUGCCCGACGUCAUCCCGCUGAAGAUCUGGAUCCAGGGCGAGGCCGUCGACAUGAGCCUGUACCUGCCCGAGGUCAACACGUCCCGGCCGCUGCUGCUGUCACUGGACAAGAACAUGAAGCUGGUCCCGUGUCGGCUAAAAGCGUCCAAAUGGAGGAGAAAGUGCGUUAAAUCCCAGGGCUGGGUGGAGUGCUGGUCGGUGCCGAUAGUGGCGCUUAGCGUGCGCUACAACUACCACCCCAUCGCGCCGCUCGGGCCCGAGCCUCAAGCGGACAUCACCACACCAGAGAAAGAGGAAAUCCUUCUAUCUCCCAUGAGAAUACCUCGGAUGAGGAAGCAGCCGCCCAUGAACUGGACGAUGGACGGCAACGCGUUCGACCGCACGUCGCUACCGCCCGACAAGGUCAGCGUCGAGCUCGAGGUGGGGCCCUCCAUCCUGCUCGCCUACGGCACCAUUAUCACCAGCUUCAUGAAUUUACUGGAGAACAUCUUCGGAGAGGACCAGACUUUCACGGACAUGCAGAAGACCCCCAACUUGGAGACGUUUUUCUGGUCCAGCGAGAGCACUCCCAAGCCGGAUCGGAGUAGCAUCAAUCAGCACGGAGACAUAUCCCUCGAUAAUACCAGUGAGUCAAGUAAAGAUGCCUUCGACCCGCGGCGAUAUCGACCUUUGGACGUGACCGUGUCGAUAAUAAUACACGACAUCCAGGCACAUUUAGUAAAGAAUUGCAGCGAAAACGAACCUCCCUGCCCGGUUAUACUGAUUGAGAGGUUCGGCUUCGAAAUGGAUAAAAACUUCAAGGAGACUAAGAUGCAACUCCUUCUGAGCCCCUCUAUAUUGGUUUCGGCAAAUAACCUAUCGCGAACCAACCCGAAUAAUUCCGGAGCUCUAUAUCAGGGCCAUCUGAUGCUCUCGUCUUUCCAGUUACGGGGGCACGGGUUCUUCAGCGACACCAACCGAUCUGUCGAAGAAGAUACCAUAGAGUACGCGUGGAUGAUGGAGCUUCAGCUCGGUCAGCUGACCGGUCGCUUGACUCUUCCGCAGCUCUACCAGAUCGUGUCAUCCCUUGAGACCUUUCUACUCCUCAUCACAGACAGUGAAAAUGAACUAAUUCCGCCUAAUUCAACAAAACAGUGCCACCACGGCAUGAACAGCAACAUUUGUCCGGAGACGGACGUGGGGCUGAAAUACCGGUGCCCGACCACUAACGAGAUCAAAUACAAGAUGAUCCGUGUCGCGAUAGACUUAAUAGACAUUUACAUCGCGGACACGAAUACUACGCUUCAAACGUGGAUUUCUCCAGUGAGACUAAGUUUGUGCAACCUGCACGGCGCCGGGUUCGGGAACGGGCUGACGGGUCUGCUGCCGAACAUGAAGCUGGCGCUGUUCACGCAGACCAACAUGCAGAGCAACUCGCACCAUGCCUCUAACGGCAGCAACACCAGCCAGAACAAACUGCCUGAAAGUGAGAACUGGGUCGGCGUGGGGUCUGUAUCUCUAGGCCCAGUUUUACUUGAAGCGGCUUCAUCAUUACCACAGAGUCCGAGGAAUCUGCACUUAGUGCAGCAGAAAUUCUUGAAGCUCCACGACGAGAAAACUAAACGGCUGUGGUUCAUGUGGCCCAAUGAAGGCAAGAGCGCCCUGUGCGGCUGCAUAGGCGGCUGUGCAUUCUUCGGAUCCAAUAGGAACGGAGCGAACUUCUUGAAGCCGAAUCCUUCAGAUCUCCAGGAUGGCAUCAACGUAGCGAUGUUUAACAUAAUGGACACAACGCCCGGCGAGUACGGCUACGGACAGAGCUUGCUGCACCCCGGCCAGCUCGUGUUUCACACCCCGCCCUACGACAGCCUCAACGUUUGCCUACAGCCGUCUAACACCUCCACUCUGAUCCCGUCACCGCUGCCGCAGAACCUUAACAAAUCCCCACAGAGUACAGAACGUAGAAGUUUAACCCGACGGUUCUCGUACACCAGUAUGGGCAAAGGUAGCAGCAACGUACUAGUAUCGAGCACCAAAAGUGAUGUCCCCUACGCCCGCUUGGUCGACUCCACGGUGCCUCUAGGUAGCACAAAAAUCGACAGCGAUUCUAAACUCCACAAGAGCAUACUGAGUGUCCCUCAGAUGGAGAGCAGCGUCUCUGAUUCAAAGUUAGCUCUAAGCUGCACAGUGAAAGACAACACCAACCUGAACAAGAAAGUGCCCGCGCAUACGGACGCCGAAUCGUUUGUGGUCCCGAAAGUGCCUACGCGAAGCGUCGCCGUGUCCGAGUCUCAUUACUCGUUGAACUCGCACCCUGCGCCGCACGAGGAAGCCAUUCCCCUGGAAGUGCAGAGAACCAUGUCGAUUACAAGUGAGAACCACUCGGAAGCCUUCUUCUCCGCGGACGAGGAUAUGUUCCCGAGCCGAUCCUCGAGUCUAAAGCAUUCCUUCGGUAGCCGCCACAGCAACCCUAAAGACAAGAGCUCCUUUGGCAUCAACGACAUCACGAACGAGAAGUGGACGAACUCCAUGCCGAGGUCGGAACCCGUGGACGGUCCGGACACGAUGAGCAACUUGAGCACGGGUGCUCAGCCGGACUCCGAAAGUGGUUCCGUAUCGUCCACCUCUUUCAUUUCCGCCAUUUCUUCGCAGGAAGACAUGACGCUGGUAAACCUGCACAUGCAGACCAACAAGCCCAUCGUGGACUCUCCUCUCUUGAUGGCCAGCUACAUGCAAAACCUUCCACAGUACAAAUGCACCAACUGGGGCACCUGUUCCCUUCCGAGCGGAACCGAUGUCUUCACAUUACCGUUGUUUAAACGCGCGGAGGACGGCUCAUUGAUAUACGUGGGCCAGAAAUAUUUGCCCAAGUUCGAGCCUUUCGGAAAGAAUCAUAUCAUGAAGCUAGUCUCCAAGAAGGAGGGUCACACGAGCCAAACUCAGCACGGACCUUUUUCAAAUUUAACUCCACACUUCAAUAACCAAAUCAAGGCUCAUCCAUACCCACAAGGUUGGUGGGACUUACAGCAAAACAUGGAUAACCAAGAGAACAAGGAACAGAGUACCUCUUCGACGGCAACCACUACGAGCGACAGCAAAAGUGGUCUGUCCGUAAAACUGCGAGGAGAAAUCGACAUCAUGCUCACUCCUCUAGUCCUCGAGAGCACACAGAGAUUCGUCGAGUCUCUCACUCCUGUUCUAGCGAACAUACAUCCCAUAACCGUGAUCAACCAUCUGCGACUGCUCUGUAUCUCAUCGGUGCAGAGCGCAAACAUCUUGAAACAGAAGCAGUACGCCUCCAACUGGCUUCCAUACAUGCAAUCUCGUAACCAGUCUAACAUAGCCAUGGAUAAGGACGACAAAUGUAAAUUAGCUACUAUUACUCACUCAAACGUGUACGAAGAAACAAUUUGUGACCAGCUCCAAGCCACAGUCACAGUUCCGAAAGUAAACGUAAUCUUCAUUCAGUCUUCAGUGGUCGAAGACAUGAUAUCGUUCUCGGCGUUAGAUAACAUUCAGGACUUAACGUGCGUGUCUCUCUUCGGCGUGUCAGUAGAGAACAUCACGGCGAAAUACGUAAGCUCGAAGAAGACGCUGGAAUCUGUACAGUUAUACUACAGACCGACGCUUCGAGCGCUCGGCAGCAAGAAGUCAUUCGGUAUAAUGAAGGGUCUGGGUGGAAGGGCGCUGAUCUCCGCGCAGGGCAGCGGCAGGAAGAGGGGUCCGGAGAGAGGAGACCCCGUAUACAUUGAGACUUCGCAGCAACAGUGCGAGGACACUACCAUCACGCUCAAUGUUGGCAAGGUGCACGGACAACUGAGACGCAUCCGCAACGACCCGUCCCAACUGAAGGACGCGACCAUCACCGGCAUCCCUUGCCAGCACUCCAAGGUCGCCUUCAAGUUCAUCAAGGCGGACCCCGGGGCCAAAACGUGCGAGGCUGCGUGCUGCCAGAACGGCGCAACAGACGCGCAGAAGGAGAAUGCCAUCGGCUACAUCAUGUUCGAGUGCGGCCUCGAGGGCAUCACCGUCAAGGUAUCCCAACACGCCCAAACCCACAAAUCAGAUGAAAAACCCAAACCCGAGCCGGAGAGUUGCCGGGAAUCCGUCAAAUCCGCGGAGGAACUGAAGCCAGACAAAGAGAAGACUAAACCUAGGUCGUCCGGCAUCGAGGACCUGUUCAGGAAGCGGGACUCCAACUCCAAGCCCAGCACUCCCAACCUCAACACCGCGCAGCCCGCGGCCCCGCCUCCGCCGGGCCCAGAACCGUCGACGCCCGGGCCAGAGGAGCCGUCCACCGACAGCCAGACGGCGGUGGUGCCGCUCAAGGACAACGGCAACUCGUCCUCCUGCGCCGUCGACCUCAAGCUGGUGUGGUUCAACUUCGCCGCGCCGCCGCGCACGCCCAUCACCAAGAAGAUCGACUACACCAGACUGGACUGGAACCUCCUAAGCACGGCAUCGCCGGCCAUCAACGCGUGGAUGAACCCGUGCAACCGGCUCGGCAUCCGCGCCGUGGCGCUGUACCGGGCGCACGCGCGGCGCCUCACAGCGACGGCGGCUAGUUUAAUGGCGGCAGCGUUGGAUCUGGCUCCACACCACACCCUGCCCAAGAGCCGCUACGGCCGCCACACACCGAUGGCCAAGCAACUCCGAGAGGAGCCGUCGCUGCAGCUGUGCUGCGUGCUGCUGCGGUACGCGCUGCAAGCUGACGCGGCGGCAGUGCAGGCAGACCUGGCCGAGAGACAUCUGCCCAAACUUUCUACGUUACGACAGGGCGUGAUAGUCCUCAGCCGUCAGUGGAAGAACAUCCUAUAUACGCCGUUACUACUGGAACACAACUACAAGAGCAAAGUUAUGAAGCCCCUCAACGUGACCUUCGCUCUGCCGGAGCUCAUUGAGGACUCGGUAGAAGGCUGGCAUGAGUACCAGGUGGACAACGAGGUCCUGGACGAGAACUGUCUGCUGCUGAACCUCGACACCGACAAGAUUGAGGUGCCCGCGCGCGCGGCGGGCGGGCGCGGCAGCCUCGCGUUCCCUUCGCUUCCAUUUUCGACGCGCAAGCCAACAUUCCAUGAUGACGCCAUCGCUAAUUACGGCACGCUGAAGGAAGACUUCCCGGCGGUGGGCUCGAACCCGUCGCUGUACUCGCCGCACGGCUCCGACGACAACCUCAGGAACGACCGCGCCAGGGAGGACCUCUACCAGUGGAUGGCCAAGCAGGAACCCAUCAAAGUUGAGUCUAAGACGAAGAAGCCCAUGAUCCCGGCCUCAAAGAUGAACCCCCGCGCCAUGGCGGCCUCUCUCCCGGCCUGCAGCCUCUACCCGCUCCAGGGCUCUCUGAUGCUGCUGGACGCGCACCUGGUGUUCCAGCCGCUGCUGGGCGCGCUGGGCGUGUGUCCGCAGCAGGUGGCACAAGGCGAAUCAAAGAACAAGUCCGGCGCAGAAGGCUCGAGUGCCUCGCCAGCGCUGGAAUCCCUUGGGUCCAAGCUGUCCCUGGGCGGCAUCAUCGACGUGUUCCGCAUCGACAUCGUCGUCAGCGAGCUGAAGCCGCGCCGGCACCCGCCCAAGGGGAAAGGUCAGCCUUCGCACAUCGACAUCCCCUCUGAAACGCCAGCUUUCCUCUGCGAGAAAGUCUCCAUCGACGUGGACCUGAAGAAAGUCGCCGACAUGGCGGUGGACGACCUCAUACAGCGUCAGAAUGUGCUCUAUAUAUCAAGGGGACAGCUUAAGAAACAUAUCAGCACUAUGCUCAACUUCAACAUCAGCGUUCGAUUUAUAUCACAGCAGGUGAACAUGCCGCUGCUACGCCUGCUACACCAGAUCAGCAACAUGUACCAGAACGUGAAGGACACGCAGACCGAGCUGCGCACGCAGACCAAGAUCUCGCACCGGCAGAGCAAACAUGCUGCUGACUCUGACACGUCAGUUUCAGACUUCCGCGAGAACCUCGUGAGCGUGUCCUCCCUCGACAAGGAGAGUCAGUACGCCACCCUCGACCCCAAGUGGGAGCUGCGCACCCCCACGCCCAACCCCGAGGCCGUGCCGCCGGCGCUCAGCCAGCAGAAGCUGCCUGGAGGGAAGACCAGGCCGCAGAGCUUCGCGCAGAAGCUGAGGUCCACGGGGAAGAGCGUUAAAGGAAAAUUGGGCUACAGCUCGCUGAAUGAGGGCGCGCACACGCCGUACGCCGCUCGGGAGCCGGACAUCGAGGUGCGGCCGCGGCGUCCGCCCCCCCUCCCCGGCCUCACCCCCCUCCCCCCGCUGCCCGCCCUCCCCGCCCUCCCCCCGCUGCCCGACGACGGCUCGCUGGCGCCGCGCUGCUGGCGCACCGUGUACUCGCUGCUCAGUCUGUACGCGGACAUGCCGGAUGCGCACACUAUUACACACAGGUUUUCAGUGACGACGGAGCUGCCAGAACAGUACCGAACGAGCCGUCCCGCUCGACCCAGCUCCCGGGAACAGAACACCAGCAACUCUUCAUCCAGCGGUGCGGGGAUGGGCAUCGUCGUCAUGGGAGUCGCUAGGAUCCAUCGAACCCGACUCCUGGCCUCCCUGUCCGGCUUGAAGCUAGAAGCGGAGAUCACGUCGCUGCACGCCUCGCUGCAAGCGUCCCGCGCGCGCCAGUGGUCGCUCACGGGCGUGGUGGGCCGCAGCAUGAUCGUGCUGCUGGAGGGCGGGGCUCCCAAUCAUCAGACGGUGGUGCGAGUAUCGGUCGGCAAAUCUCAGGCGCUGUACUCGUGGGAGGCCGGGCGGGGCGGCUCGGGCGCGGCCGCGCUCGGCACGGUGGGCGGCGUGCGCGUGGACCUGCCGCAGCACCCCGUGGCGCUGCACGGCGUCAUGACGCGCUCCAGCCGCCAGCUGUCGUCCACGCUGCAGGAGCUGGGCGUCACGCGCACGGCGUCGCGCCUGUCGCGCGGCGCCGACGCGGACGACGACGGGGCGGGGCCGCGCAGCCCGGGCCCGCAGCCCGCCGCCGCGCCGCGUCCCCGCCCCGCGCCGCUGCUGCCCGCGCCCCGGGUGCAGUUCAAAGUCGGCCUGCAGAGUCUCAGCAUCACGGCGGCUCUGCUGCCGUCGCUGCAGGCCCAGUACAAGAUGGAGCACGUGCAGAGUUCGGGCGUCACCGGAAGGAAGGCACAUUUUACAGUAGACCUGCCGCAACACUCGCUCAGCUUCGUCACUAAGCUACAGGUAUCGGAAGCGAACAUCCCGUCGUCAGCCAUCGUGGCGCUCCCCGCCGCUCACGUGGCUGCCCGCGUUUUAGAAGAUGCACCCAAUGGACAGGAGGCGCCCGAGGCGCCGGACGCGCCCGGCGUGGUGCUGCGCGCCGGGCGCUACCUGUACGCGACGGCCGACAUCGGCCUCUUCGAGCACACGCUGUCCACCGACCUGCUCAACCAUCUGGUCUUUGUGCAAAAGGUUUUCAUGAAAGAAGUAAACGAAGUGGUCCAGAAAGUGUACGGCGGUGAGAAGCCCGUGCCGCUGUGGAACGAGGAGGAAGCUUCUACUUCAGCACUCAACAGGAUACUCUUCUCUUUGCUUAUUAGGAUCAAGCGUAUCCAGCUGACAGCGACGACCCCGAGCAACUCGGCGGUGCGACUAGAAACCGGGGCGGUGGAGUUCGAGCUGUCCAACCGCGUCCAGAACGUGCAGCCGGCUGAACCACAUUCACUGAGGCUGUUCGCCCGCGCUCAGGUACUAAUGUCCUGUCAACAGCGUGUCCAACUGACAGCGACGACCCCGAGCAACUCGGCGGUGCGACUAGAAACCGGGGCGGUGGAGUUCGAGCUGUCCAACCGCGUCCAGAACGUGCAGCCGGCUGAACCACAUUCACUGAGGCUGUUCGCCCGCGCUCAGGUGGAUCUGAACUUGAGUUUAGGGCAGCUGAUCCGCAACGCCAUGUUCGAAGAGGCCGAGCCGGAGUUCCAGCAAUACGCCUUCUUCAACACCAGAAUAGCCAUGCGCAACGCAUUCCAAGAGGAGAUGGUGAGCGGCGAGGACAAGGAGGUGGUGCUGAUCACGCUGAAGCGGCCGCUCAUAUACAUCCAGCCCGUGGCCGUGGACCGAGCCAUCCUCGUGUGGCUCAACUACAAGAAUGCCUAUGAGUACUGGAACGAGAAACGACUCAACCUCAACAAGGAGGUGCUUACUGCGACUCAACAGGUCUUCGAGAAGGUCCAACUGACAUCCCAAAUAACGACGCCGCACGUCAGCACCCUGUUCCUGCAGCUCAACGUCGACGACAUCGGGAUAUGCAUACCGCUCAACCAACCACCUGUGGCAACGUGGGGCCGCGGAGUGUACGAGUGUGAGUCCCGCGGCGCGGUGGUGGUCACGCUCGAGAGUACCAGCAUCUCUGCGUGUUCGUCGGGGUCGCUCGUCAGCAAGGGCCGCUUCGUAGGCCUCUGCCUGCGCUUCGCGGACGACUUCGAGACGUCCCUCGACGACUGGAAGCCCGACCCCGACCAGAGCGCCAUCAACGUGUGCUGCGUGUCUGAAGGGACAUAUGAAGUGUGCAGCCGAACCACCGCCUCCAAACACAACGAGAACGCGAAAUGGUUCCUAAACGUUUCCUGGCAGAUGGAGGGCGUGGACAUCCACCUCGACGUGAACGUCGGGAAACAGCUUUCCGCUCUGGGUCACACGCUCACCAUGCUUACAGGUUUUGAAGAAGAAGAUCCUCUCAAAAUGGACUAUGAAAGCGAUUUGGACGACGAGGCAGACAAUAGCAAAGAUUCACAGGAGAGCAUAAUCCUCCGGCGGAAAUACACCGAUCACCUCCCGGCCUUCGUGUUCGACAACACCAUCGACGCCAAGAAGCGCUCCAAGCUCAUCGAGAAGGAGAUGAACGAGCAGGCCAAGAUCAUCAACGAUCUCCGGACCCUGGGCGCCAGCCACAGCACCAUCGAGUACGAGAUGAAGAGGCUGCACGACCUCGAGGCGCUGGUCUUCAAGGACUUCAGACGAGACAUGAUCCAGAAGCUCCGGCGACAGAGCGUGCGCGCGAGCACCAUCACCAAGGGCAAGCUCGGGCUCGGCUCCAACCGCUCGCGCUCCUUCGUCGCCCCGGAGCCGCCCAUGGACUUCCUGGAGAUGGAUGAACCGAAUCUGAUGACGGGAAAUGUCGGUGACUCCGGGGAGACUCUCCUGCUGGGCGACGAAGACAACCGGUUGGCCGACAUCAUAGAGGGGGGCUCCUGGAGCUCCAUGGAGAGCGAACCUCUCACGGGUCCGUCGCGCUCGGCGUCGCUCCGCGGCCACUGCUCGAGCGGCGCGCGCUCCGUGACGUUCCAGCCGCCGCCCGUGCAGCGCCAGAGCUCGCUGCCCGCGCAGCCCGACCACUGGCCGCCGCCGCACGACGCCCAGCAGAGAGACCCCGUGCAGCUGCGGCGCAGAGAGGGAGCGCCGACGUCAGACGCCGCGGGUUCGGAUGGGAAGGGCGGCAAGGCGAAGACGGCGGAGCCCAACAUCGACUUCGAGCUGGACGUGAAGGUGCACAUCAACAGCGGGAAGUGCGUGCUGCACACCAAGGAGCCCUCCAAGGAUGACGAUCUUAAGAUCGGCGGGUCGCGCAUGCGCUCGACGCGCUCGGCCGCGGGCGGGGCGGGCGCGGGCGGGGGCGCGGGCUCGGCGCCGGGCUCGCCGGGCGCGGGCGCGCGGCGCGGCAAGCCGCCGCCCCGCCACCCGCCGCCCCCCGACCUCACCGUGUUCCGAGUGCCCGGCCUCCACCUCCAGGUCCACUACGAGUCUAAGACGAUCCCCGAGGACUCGGCGUCCCCGCUGGCCCCCCCCGCGGCUCCCCCCGGCCCGCCCGCGCCGCGCAAGGGCAUCAAGAAGGCGGCGCUGUUCGCGUGGAUCACGGUGCAGAGCAUCCCGGAGGAGACCGUCAUCAGCCCGCACAUCCUGGAGUUCCUGGAGCAGACGCUCGAGCCGAUACCGACGAAGGCGUCCUUCGCGGCGCCCACUCCGGAAACGGAGACGGGCGACCGCUCUCAGUCGGCGGAGGGUGCAUCAUACGGACAAUAUGUCUACGCGUCCUUCCCCGUCGACGUGAUCGUGCAGUUCCACAUGCAGCCCUCCACCUUCCGCUUCUCCUGUCUCCCGGCCUCCAGGGUCGAGUGUCUGCUGCAGCUGCCUUCGCUGAGGAUCGUGUUCAGCUCCAAGCGCGCCGUGGAUGAGGCCGGUCUGCCAGCAGUGGCGAUGGGCGGCCUCAGCGUAACGGGCUGCCUGGCCGACUUCUCCGUGUACAUCUUCCACCCCUACGGCGGCAAGAAGUCCAGCCUGAAGGAACCGCAGUGGUCGCCGUUGUCAGACACUGAGCGGAAAGACUCGUUGAGCAUCAACGUGGAGUUUGUCAAGUUCCACCUGUCGCGGUCGAGGAAGUUGGACUUCCAGACGGAGCAGGAUCAGUCCAAGGCUACUGUGAGGUUUUCAACCAUCGUGGACGUAGGCUCCGCGUGGUUCAAGUACGACAUGCGCCGGCUCGGGGAGAUCCUCGCCUUCCCCAAGGCGUGGUACCGGCGGACCAUCGUGCGCAGGAUGUUCCUGGGAGACCUCAACGUGGAGGCCAGGCCGGCAAGCAACAACGUACCGAUAUCCCCUGUUCUACCACAAAGAGAGAAGAAGACUUUAGACAUACAGAAACCCAAAGACACCGGCGCGACGACGGCGGGCAACGCCGCGUGGGAGACGCUAGUGCUGUUCGCGGUCAACUUCAACAAGCUCAACGUGCACAUGAACAUGGGCAAUGUCAUGGGCAACGUCAGUUGGCAGAGCCGCGACUUCAACUGCACGGGGCGGCUCAGCAUUGGCAGCACCGGCCACCGCAACAUGCUGGUGGGCGUGGCCCUGGCCGGCUCCACGCUGGACGCGCGCGGCGGCAUCGUGGGCGGCGCCAUCUCGCUGGCCGACAUACACACAUACGUGCACAUAGAAGAAGAGCCCGGUUGCAACCCCGGCCACACUUGCGGGGUCCGCCUGGCCGCGCUCGAGCUGCGCCUGGAGUACAUGGGCACGUCGGUGCUGCUGGCGCGCGUGUCGGCGCUGCAGUGCCAGCUGCGCGACGAGUGGCUGUGGCGCACCAAGCAGCCGCCCAGGCACAAGCCGCACACCCACAGGCCGGCGAUCAUCCUGACGCACGGCACGCUCUCGUGGCAGCAGCUGCAGCUCCUGAUGAGCCGCAGCACCACCCCCGACCUGCUGAAGAUGCAGUACAAGCUGGAGGAGUUCUUCACGCAACAGUUCAACUCCUCGCGCCGCGUGCUGUCGGCGUUGCAUCCGUACCCGGCUAGAAGGCAGCACUCCACGGCGCCCGGCGCGACACCCGGAGCUCCGGCGGCGGACAAGCCGGCGGACGGGCAGGCUCCCCCGGAGCUGCGCCACCACCGACACUGGCAGGAGGUGCUGCGUGCCGCCGCCGGCAUGCGGCCACAGCUGCCUACUGACGACACGGUCCUCGGCGGAACGAUGGAACUGCACGGCGCCAACAUCUCGCUGGCGUGCUUCCACGGGAACAGCUUCAAGGCCAAGUCCUGGGCGCUCUUCAGCCUCAAGGACCCCUGCAUCAGCUUCGCUACGGAAGCCCAGCAGCUCCCCAACGAUGACGGUGAACUGGAAGUGAACGUAACGCAGUCCCUGACGGCAUCGCUGGGCGGCAGCAACGGCGCGGCCAACGGCCACCAAUCAGUCGGCACCGUCUGCCGCAUGACCCGCGCCUUGCUCUUCCCACCGCAGUUCAAGACAUUACGGGAGUGGUUCACGUACGCCUUCGCCAGCAGCGAGAUAGACGCCAUCGAGUUAUUCCCAUCGCUGGAGCUCGCUCGCGAGCGGGAGGCGGGCGCGGGCAACACCAACAGCGCGGAGCGCGAGCGGGAGCGCAAGUCCGCCGCGCCCGCGCACGCGCAGCACCAGCGCGAGGUCAUCUUCGCGCUGCCCGCGCUGCAGCUGCACCUCCGGACCAAGCACCGGCAGAGCCCCGCGCCGCCCACCGAGCAGGACGCGAAGCCCGUAGUGGAGUGCAGCUUCAUCACGGAGUUCGAGGAUCACAUCUUCGUGUCAGUGGAUGCCGAGGCGUUCCUGUUUCUUCACGAUUUAAUAUCGUCCUAUAUCAAGGAGAAGGACCGCGUCAUGCCGGGCACGGGCACGCGCGCGGCGUGGGGGGAGGUGGCCGGCCCGAGGCCGCCCGCGCAGGACUACCGCGACUACCACUGCCUCACCUGGCACCUAGAGCCCACCGUCAGACUGCUGUCAUGGGGCGGCAAGUCCAUCGAGCCGUACGGCGUGGACUACAUCCUGCAGAAGCUCGGCUUCUCGCACGCGCGCACCACCAUCCCCAAGUGGGUGCAGCGCGGCGCGCUCGACCCGCUCGACAAGCUGCUAGCCCUCGCCUUGCUGCGGCUAGUGGCGCUACUCCCGCAUAAGCCAGUCGCGACCUAAGGACGUCGCAGUAACAUUCAAACUCUUACACCUCCUAUGGCACACCCUGGACAAACUCCUCGCCUGUUUGGUCGCUCAAAAGUCAAUAGCGGGUUAAGUGCGAUGCGAUAAGAUUGAAAUUGCUUUGAUUCUAUUCGGCAGAAGUCAUAUUUCAGGCGUUAAAGCAUUACGAUGAACGCCUCGUCGCAUUACAAAUUAUGAAGUUACAGACUAAAAUAACUGCGUUCACCUCUGCUCUGAGUUUCGUGGAAUUGUGUGGUAACUUCAACACAAGAAACAUUGUGUUUAAGUUAGUACAUUGAUUCACUGUAUCAAAUUGUGCAACGUGGGGGGUAAGUGAAAUUUUGGAGAAGAGAGGGAGUUAUGGCUUUUUUUUACGAUCCAUAACUUCCGCGGGAACAAUAUGGACCUUUGUCUUUCAGUACACCUGCACGAAAUAAGGUAUUUUUCGAGCAAGUGUGAUGAAAAACUUUUUCUUUGUAGAAAACAAUGAGAUACAGAAUAGAUGGCGAGACACUGAAGAUGAACAAUCAUCGACAAAUUUCAAUGUAAACAUUAUAUCUCAAAGAUACUAGUUAAAUUGUCACAAACCAUGUGAACAAGCGCGGAUCGAAAAAUAUGAUUUGAAUUUAUAAGUAACUCGUAUAAACAGCCAACUAAACACGAGUAUCCGUGCGACUGAAUUUUCUUUUUUACAUUUGAAUGUAGUAAUCUUAGACCCAAUUGAGAUUUUGAAAAGAAAAUGAUAACCAAUGUUGUGCUUAAAUUUCAAGAAAUAGAUUUUCGAAAAAAAUGCCAGCAUUAAGCAGUAUAAUUUAACGGUUAUGCUUAUGGCAAAAGGUAACAAUCAUGAGUAUAAACUGGUGUACGGAAUAUCUUCGGUAUAAUGUGUAUUAAUGUUUCUAUGGGACUCACGGAUAGGACGACUCGAACGACAAACAAAAUAUGCUUUAAAUAGAUAGAAUUCUCUGUUAACACGUUUAUGAAUACAAAAUUAUAAUUAUACAUUUAAUAUUAUUGAAUAUGACGGUGUAAUCUUUAUAAUAUAUCUGAUAUUAUGGUAGUAAUUGAUUUUAAUGUUAAGUACAAUUGAUCCUUCAUAUAAAUAGUCGAAAUCGUCCAUUGUAUACCUAAUUAAAUUUUCCUUUUUAUUCCAAAGAUAUUAUUAUAAUGUAUAAUGGUUUGAAUACUUUUGCCUAUGUAUGUUUGUAGUUUUUAAUGUUGUGAACGGGGUAACAGACACUUUGGUUAUUGCUUUAGUCCUCAAAACGAGAUAUGUAGAUAUAUUGGAAAUGUGAGUAUUGGGAAAAACGGUGUGGGCAUAGCACCAUCGCUCUGCUAGAAACACAACGAAGAACAUAGGUGAAUUGGGUAGGACAGUGUGGUAGUGGUAGCUCUAGACGUAGCUGCUGACCCCGACACGACAGCAGGAUCGGCGAUGGCGCAUUUACUUGUUGUUAAGGUUCGCCCCUCACGCGUUAAUCAUAUCUAACCUAUACCUACCUGUAUGUUUUCUUUAGUAUUCCUUGACGAUAAAUUAAAAUGCGCCACAGAAGGUAGGGAAUCGUCCAACUACCGUAAAAUGCUUUAAUGUUUGAUUAGUCGGACUGUAUUAUUUUUUUACGCUAAAAUUGGAUUUUGUAUAAAAGUUACAAUUAGUGUGUUCAGUGGAGUCGCUGCCUCUUGUGCUGUGUAUAGCAGGCGGCCAGCAAUAAUAGUUUCUUGUAGUGUAGGUACAGGCGAGGCUUGUCCCGUUCCGUACGAGUAGGCUGCAAGUUGAAGUCGUUGGAAAUACUGACAAAAAAUAAUCGGAAGUAUUCAGCUAUAUUAUAGUAGUAGUCUCUACACAUUGGCUAAACGAGUACGCCUGUAUACGGUGCUUUAAAAAUGUUGUUAAAAAGAAACACGUGACACAGUCUUUCGAGAGAUGACAUUUCCAUAAAUACAAAGUGUUGUACUUCAUUGUCCGAAUGACCGAGUCACAUCGUUUUUAAUAACUUUAUUUUAAGGCCAAUAUGAAGAAAAAAAAACUAUAAAACAAACUAACCGAUAUGAGUAGGUAUCAUUUGUCCCAGUGCAGUAAAAAAGUUACAGUUGUGGUACAUUCGGGGGUUUAUCGCCCGUAUUACUGACGACGAUCGAGCAAUCAUUAGGUAAAUUCGCGAAAGCGGCAGCUCUGUAUAAAUUUGUAUAUUAUGUUAUUGAGUAAGUAGGUCGAAGUUUCUUAUAUGUACUGAUUAUAUUUUUAUUAUGGAACUGGUAACUUGUACAUAAUGUGAUACGAAUAAAUUAUUAGA
Messenger RNA from Cydia splendana, 16568 nucleotides. RefSeq names its product bridge-like lipid transfer protein family member 1 (gene tweek). NCBI's taxonomy places the organism in Eukaryota, Metazoa, Arthropoda, Insecta, Lepidoptera, Tortricidae. Gene Ontology annotation, biological process: synaptic vesicle endocytosis. The coding region runs from base 160 to 14271 and encodes 4703 amino acids. The transcript has 57 exons. The record is from RefSeq and is a predicted model, not a curated record.